Molecule: messenger RNA, 720 nt
Organism: Medicago truncatula (barrel medic)
Lineage: Eukaryota; Viridiplantae; Streptophyta; Magnoliopsida; Fabales; Fabaceae
Product: thioredoxin H1
Exons: 3
Coding region: 107-469 (120 amino acids)
Source: RefSeq, a predicted model, not a curated record
UUAACAACGCAGUGACAGAGCGAGCAGUGAUCAUAGAUACAAUUUGUUACAUUUCUUUGAAAUUAAGAUUAAAAUCAAAAUCUUAAACAAAAAAAUAUAAGAGAUAAUGGCAGGUUCAUCAGAAGAGGGACAAGUAAUUGGCGUUCACAACGUUGAUGCAUGGAACGAUAUCCUCCAUAGGGGCAAUGAAUCCAAGAAACUGAUUGUUGUGGAUUUUACUGCUUCUUGGUGUGGACCAUGCCGUUUCAUUGCACCAUUCCUUGCUGAGUUGGCCAAGAAGUAUACAAAUGCCAUAUUCCUUAAGGUGGAUGUGGACGAAUUGAAGUCUGUUGCUCAAGAUUGGGCUAUUGAAGCCAUGCCAACGUUUGUUUUUGUGAAAGAAGGAACAAUUUUGGGCAAAGUGGUAGGAGCAAAGAAAGAUGAGCUGACACAGACAAUAGAGAAACAUGUGGCAUCAGCCAAUGUUUAAUUUUGUUGGUGGUAUUGUUGGCUUCAUCUACAAUGACAUAAUAAUAUUUACUGUGAUGCCAUCUUUAUUUUCAUUAUUAUUAUCUUGUAGUGAACGUUUUUUUUUUCUUUUUUUGCACCUUACAACUUUAUAUAGAUGGUGACGUAUCGUCUAUGACUUCCAAGACUUUAUUCCUUCUUGUCUUAAUAAUGGUGGAUGAUGAUGUUAUAUUAUGCAAUCCUAAUUUAUGACAUUGUUGACUUUCCUCUUCA